Molecule: messenger RNA, 967 nt
Organism: Phytomonas sp. Hart1
Lineage: Eukaryota; Euglenozoa; Kinetoplastea; Trypanosomatida; Trypanosomatidae
Source: the annotation of a GenBank genome assembly
AAUCUCCUUUGCUUUUCUAUUUAAGGAAAGUGAAACAGAUACUAGCAAAGCGAAGCACCUAGAUUUUUUAAAUUAAAAAAACAUAUUUAUUACUUCUGAUCCACAAAAGAUGCCGCCCAAGAAGCCUAGAUCUGGACGGAAAAAGAAGGCCCCCCCUACCGUGACCAAGAGCAAGACACCAUCUCGCCGAAGCGCAUCCGUAGAGCCCGAGACAUCCCCAACUCCCCCCCAAUCCCCCACCUCCAUUCCAAUUCCCAUUCCCACUCCUACUCCCACUCCCACUCCCAACCCUAUUCCCGUCCCUGUGACAAGGCGGGUGAAAUUGACUUCACUGGGGAAAGACUCCAAGUCCGCGGCCGCACCGCGUAGGCCCUUUCCUUUUGUAUUGGUCGUGCUUUUUCUUUUAGCCGUCCUCGCGGGGUGUUACCUUUGGACCGUCAAAGGCCCACCUUCGGUGGAGGUCCGGCGUGGGAAGAUGACCACGGCGUGUCCGUGUUUGGGCGGGGCCUAUUCCCCCCUCACAGGCCAGGGGAAUAAGGCCCAGGGCGCGUUGGCGAGGACCUUCAUGAGCGCGUACGCCCCGCUCACAGGACUGCAUGUGAGGUCUGAUUCUGCGUCUUUGGUGUUUAACGAGCUCGGCUUUGUGCGCUCCUGUAGUAUUGUCAUUCAUUUGACGAAGACCAUUAAUAAUGUUGAGGAGCUGCAAAAGAUAUUAAAACUUCCUUUUUCGCGGUCGAGUUGUGUGGUUUGGGUUGCCGACAUUAAUUUGUUUGAGCGAGUGUUCAACCCACUGAAGGAGCUUUUCGAGGACAAUACCCUGCGCGGUGUGGAAAUCGCUCCCGCAGGUAAGAAAGGGUUUUUGAUUUUAGUUUCUGAGAAGUCACGUGAGGGUCUGAAGGAGGAUCUGCCACAUCGUGUUGUCCAUAUGCUAAAUACCGUUGAGCUAUCGAAUGGUUCUGAUGUUUAG